AUGGAUUUAAUUAGACCAACAAAAGAAACUUUAUUAAGUGAAAUAAUUACGAGAAAUCAGGAAGCAAUAUAUGCUUCAACUAAAAAACGGCCACUUGGAUGUUCAUUCAUACAAGAUUUACCACCUUAUUUGGAUAAAUAUAAAACAACAUUUGGAAUGAUAUAUGAAAAAGGGGAAAGAGCCGGAGAUUUAAUAAACCCACGAAGAAAACGUAUUGAUAUUACAAAUGAAGAAUUAGAGAAUCAUCAACAUUAUCUCAUUUCGCAUAAACAUUUAUCCCCUGGUGAGCAGGCGCAUAGAAAUUAUAAAAAAAUACGUGAUACAAUGAAAAUUCCUGAUGAUCAUAUAUUUGGGUUAAUUAAUAAAACUAAUGAUAUUGCAGUUGGCCAGCUACUACAUGGUUUAUUACCAAGAAAUAUAUCUGGAUUAUAUACUGACGACAGUAGCAUUGAUAAACAAAGUGAAUUCAACAAGAAAAAAUACACAGAGUACAGUGAUAGGUUCAAAUUAAUAAUGUCGGUUAUUCAUCAUGCUCUUAGAAAAGCACAUUACACACAUGGACCAGAAAUUAUCGCCACUCUUUGUCAACUAGCUAAUAAGUCGAAUCUUAUUCCAAUGAUUGAUGCACGUCAAAUUUUUAAUCAUUUUCAAGUACCAUUAGAUGAAGAGUUAACGGAACAUUUAUUUGAUUUAAUCACAGUACCAGCGUCAAAUGAAAUGAUUGAACAUGUUAAAGAAUGUAUAAAGCAUAAUAAAGCGAACAAUAUAAAUAAUGAGAAACAUUAUCAUAUUGAGAAUGAUAUGAUUAAUUGGGCAAUUGAUUGGUGUAAAUUAAGUGAAUUAUUGAAUUGGAAUAAUGAUAAAUCUAUGCGAAAUCGCUGUUCUGGUUUUACUACUAUUACUAGUAAUAAUAAUAGUAGUAUUGUUAAACCAGAAUGUUAUGAGGAUACUGAAAAUGUCCGCAGUCGUCUUCAACGUGCUAUUCAAGCAAAUAUUCAUCAUUGGACAACAACAAAUUCCAUAUACACUGGUAAUCUUAAUGGAUUAAUUAAUACAGAUAAUUGGGAAAUCCUUGGUGAAAAAAGCCUUCAACUUGAUAAAUUAGUACCUAAGUUUCGUAGAACUACUGAUCACGCAUAUUACGGUGAUGAAGCUGGUGUUGGAUCAAUUAUAAGUCCAAGUAUAUUCACAGACUAUGGAUUAACUAACAGAGAUCUACUAACUCUACGUAAUAAACAAGAUACAUUGAAUCUGUUUACUGAAGCUAAUUUGUGUCAUUUAUUCAACACUCCCCUAAGUUUUGACAAAGUCUGGCAAAUGGCACUGAGUUUCGAUAAGGCAUUGUUGGGGAAUAAACGGCCGAAAACAGACGACCAAGUUACUUUACAAUCAUUUAAAGAUGCGUUAUUUAAACUUCAUAAGGAUUCAUAUCAGCAAGAAGAUCGGUCGUGAAUACAUACGGGAAAGUGUUUUUAGUUAAUAAUGUAUUAUUAUUAUCAUUAUACAGCAAUUAAGAACCUACAGAUCAUUAAUUCAUAGUAAGUUGCUGUAUUCAGGUAACAAUUCAGUGGGUGAAAUAUAUACUUGACCAAUAUUUGUACAUUAUUUCCUUC
This is a messenger RNA of Schistosoma curassoni, 1613 nucleotides long. NCBI's taxonomy places the organism in Eukaryota, Metazoa, Platyhelminthes, Trematoda, Strigeidida, Schistosomatidae. The record is from the annotation of a GenBank genome assembly.